ACCACCUGCACCACAAACGAAACAUGAGCAUCAAUGUGCUACCUGUAAGACCUCGUAUAUUAUGUUUGAUUGGUGCGAGAAGCGCGAGCAGAUGGAAACGCAUUUCGGGCGUCUCCAUCCUUCGGCACUCAUUUUCUACCACGACAUAUCAAAUGGAUCAGCUCUCAUAUUAUUGUGGUAUUGAUGCCGAGCCUCUGCAUCGCUAUGGAGAAGGUGGCUAUCAUCCUACUCUAUUAGGGGAUGUUUUGAAAGAUGGCCGAUACAGAAUAUUGCAUAAAUUAGGCUGGGGUGGGUAUUCGACAGUCUGGGCUGCAAGAGAUCUAAGGGAACAUAAAUAUGUUGCAUUAAAAAUCUCCGCCGCAGAGAAGAGGCAACAAAGCCAAGAAGUCGACGUUAUGCGCACCUUAGCAGCAGCGACUCGAACCGAUCAGCCUGGAUCGCAUCAUCUCAUGUCAAUGCUGGAUAAUUUUCAGUUAGAAGGCCCAAAUGGAAGUCACGACUGCUUUGUGCUGGAGAUGCUAGGGCCAAGCGUUUCUGACCUGGUUGAGACGCGUAUGUCCGACGAAAGACUCCCAGGUAAACUUGCGAAAACCAUUGCGAAACAGGCUCUUCUUGGCCUAGAUUAUUUACAUCAACAGAAAAUUGGACAUGGAGAUCUACACAUUCGUAACUUGGCUUUCACAAUCCCUUCUGUGGAUUCGCUGAAUGAGGAGCAGUUCUGCAAAAAAUUGGGCAAACCUGAAACGGGGAUGGUAAGAAGAAAGGACGGAAAGCCACUAGAUCCCGGCGUGCCUCAGUACCUCGUUAGGCCUUUUUCUUAUCCGGCAGAUUCUUCGCUAUUUUCCAGCCCGAUUAAGAUUAUAGACUUUGGCGAGGCUUUCCUGAGCAAUGAUACUCCUAGAACACUUCACACACCACUCCCUAUUCGAGCGCCCGAGAUCAUAUUCGGAGAGAAAUUGGACUAUCGCGUGGACAUGUGGAGUAUGGGCUGUCUGCUGUUUGAGCUCGUAGUCGGUCAACCGCCGUUUGACAGCAUCAUGACAACGCCUACAGUCCUUGUCCGCCAAAUGCUGGAGAUGUGCAGUGACGAUCUACCAGAACGAUGGCAACAGUCAUGGCGCGCCAUAGACAACAAAGCCGCGGGAGAAAACUCGAAUUAUACACUCCAACAAUGGUUGGAAGAAAUGUACUUUGAUGGCGAAAGAAACGAGGAUUUGACUCGAGACGAUAUAAUAAAAGUAGGCGAACUUGUUGGGGGGAUGCUACGAUUUGAGCCUUCCACAAGGACGUCAGCAAGAGAGGUCCUGCAGGAUCCCUGGUUCAAUGGAGAAUAG
Messenger RNA from Periconia digitata, 1334 nucleotides. The record is from the annotation of a GenBank genome assembly. NCBI's taxonomy places the organism in Eukaryota, Fungi, Ascomycota, Dothideomycetes, Pleosporales, Periconiaceae.